Messenger RNA from Gallus gallus (chicken), 1267 nucleotides. It is a transcript of the gene CCDC130, whose product is annotated as coiled-coil domain containing 130. Gene Ontology annotation, cellular component: post-mRNA release spliceosomal complex; U2-type spliceosomal complex. The record is from RefSeq and is a predicted model, not a curated record. Lineage: Eukaryota; Metazoa; Chordata; Aves; Galliformes; Phasianidae. Gene Ontology annotation, biological process: mRNA splicing, via spliceosome.
UGGCUGCAAGAAUCACAUUGGGAUGGGCGUCCGCUACAACGCCGAGAAGCGGAAGGUGGGCACCUACUACACAACGCCCAUCUACAGGUUCCGCAUGAAGUGCCACCUCUGUGUGAACCACAUUGAGCUGCAGACGGACCCGGCGGGCUGCGAUUACGUCAUCGUCAGCGGCGCGCGGCGCAAAGAGGAGCGCUGGGAUCAGGGGGACAACGGGCAGCUGCUGCCCACCGAGGGAGAUGAGAAGGCCAAGCUGCAGUCGGACGCCAUGUUCCGCCUGGAGCACAACGUGGCCGACCGAGCGGUGCUGCAGCGCGCCGUGCCCACCUUGGCCAACCUGCAGGAGGCUCAGAGCGCCUGGAAGGACGACUUCGGCCUCAACAGCCUGCUGAGACGCCGCUUCCGCGAGGAGAAGCGGGCCCAGAAGGAGGAGGAGGAGGAGGAGGCGGCGCUGAGGAUGAAGGUCGGGCUGAGCAUCCCGCUGCUGCCCGAGGAAGAGGAGGAUCGGCGCCUGGCAGCACUGCUCAAAUAUCACAGCCCGACUGUGGCCUACGAAGCCAACCAGCGGCAGAAGCGCUCCCAGAUCUCCUCCCGCUCGUGGUUCUGCCCCACAGCCCGGGGGGGUCCCAGCAACGCCCCCCCCCCACCGCCCCCCACCCCCCACAGCCCCUCCGCGUUGGGCAUUCCCCAAUGGCCCCAUAGCCCCAAUGGCCUCAAUGACCCCAUUGGCCCCUCCCAUUGCGGGGGGCCGGAAGGGGCGGUCCCGCAUCCGCCGUCGUCACUUCCGGAAAUUCCGCGCCACCACCGCCGGAAGCGCCGCUGUGCGCCCCGCAGCACCGGGCCCAGAACGGCCCCCGGGCCCACCGGAACCGCCUCCGGAUCCGUCACCUGCCCCAGCACCAGGACUCAGAACCGCCACUGCCGGACCCAUCGGAACCAACACCGGGCCCGGAACCACCAGCAGAGCCUUCAGAACCACCGCUGGAUCCGCUACCAGGCCCAGAACCGCCACUGCUGGACCCAGAACCGCCACAGAACCAACACCGGGCCCAGAACCACCGCCGGACCCUUCGGAACCGCCACUGAACCCAGCAGAACCACCACCGAUUCCACCACCGGACCCACAGCCUCCCCCACCGGACCCAUAACCACCCCCUCCCACCACCACCGGACCCAUCGGAACCACCGCCGGCCCCAUCGGACCGCCCCCACCAUCCCUAUAACCACCCCCAGCCCCAUAACCACCUCCAGUCCCGCAACCACCCCAUAA